This is a messenger RNA of Passer montanus (Eurasian tree sparrow), 2839 nucleotides long. It is a transcript of the gene TAL2, whose product is annotated as TAL bHLH transcription factor 2. Gene Ontology annotation, biological process: regulation of transcription by RNA polymerase II. The record is from RefSeq and is a predicted model, not a curated record. The transcript is spliced from 2 exons. Gene Ontology annotation, molecular function: protein dimerization activity; RNA polymerase II cis-regulatory region sequence-specific DNA binding; DNA-binding transcription factor activity, RNA polymerase II-specific. Bases 60 to 647 code for a protein of 195 amino acids. NCBI's taxonomy places the organism in Eukaryota, Metazoa, Chordata, Aves, Passeriformes, Passeridae.
GGGCAGGGGGCAUGCGGUGAGCAGAGCAAAGGCAAGACAGAGAGAGGAUCUCCUGGGAGAUGCAAAACAAGCUCCCUGGAUUGCCAGGACUAGUGGUGACACGCGCCAGACAAAGGAACUGCUACUCUAUAAAGGAGGCAGCCGGGACCGGCGCUAGGCUGACUCCAGCAAGAGCAAGCUCCCUGGGCAGGCACUGGAAAAGCAGUCGGGAAAAGAAGCACAGGAAGAUUUUGCUGCCUGUUCGCCCCCCGACCAGGUUUCCAGAGGCAGAAGUACCAGAAAACACCUUAAGAAUGACGAGGAAGAUCUUCACCAACACCAGGGAGAGGUGGAGGCAGCAAAAUGUCAACAGUGCCUUUGCCAAGCUGAGGAAGCUCAUUCCCACCCACCCACCAGACAAGAAGCUGAGCAAGAACGAGACGCUCCGCUUGGCCAUGAGAUACAUCAACUUCCUCGUCAAGGUCCUGGGAGAGCCAGGCCUGCAGCAGACAGCAGUGGCAGCUCGGGGCAGCAUCCUGGGGCUCCUCCAGCAAGCCCCACACUUGCAGAGCAUGGAAGAGCUGACACUGAUUGAAAACUGUGGCGUCUCCUGUCCCGGCAUGAGCAGCAAUCUAGCAGAGUGUUGGUCAGAGGCAUCAUCCCCCUAGCAGACAGUGAGAUGUGCAAGUCUUGGUGUUAGUGUGGUAGUCCCCUCUCUCCUGGCAGAAUCUGUGGGUUGCUCUUCCAUGUAUCGUGAUUAUUUAUUUGUAUUUAUUGCUAUUUAAUUUGAAUUUUUAUUUAAUAGGACAGGAAAUCCUUGGUCGUGCGAAAACCUGGAAGUCCAGAGGGAGAACUUGUGGUCUCUGGGAGCUUGGAAGGACUCGCUGCUGUCGUGGCAGAGUCCAAGCCAGAAGAGCCUUCUGUCCAGAUCUCCUCCACAAAUCAGGGCAUAGGAAUUCCUUCAGUGUUUCUGACAGGGAAAGAAAUUAUUCUCCCAUUCUAUUUCCAGGAAACUCUAUUGAGAUGAAGAAUUAUGACAGCACCACAAAAUUUAUCCACAACAGAUACCUGGCCUUGGUAGUGAAAGAUUUAGACAGCUGUGAUAUUUGACACAGUCCUCCAUGAGUUGUUCUAGGGGCUAAUUGCACUCUCUCUUGAACUUGAGGAUCUUAUUUCUAGCUUGAUUCUUUUAUUUUUUUUUUUUUUUUUAAUUUAAGUCCUAGCCCUUGAACCUGGCUACAUAUUUCUUCAUCAGCCUGGAGGGACCCCUUAUGUCAGAGCAAAGCACAUUAAGCAUAAUUAAAUGCUAGGUUAAUGCAAAAAGUGCUAAUUCAAAAUGGCCAAAUACACAGUCAUGGAUGAGUUUCAGUGGGUUCAAUAGGCAAAUUAAAUCUCCUCCCUAGCAGUGACAGUGUGCACGUGAAGGAAGAUGGUCAGCUGUACCCCAGCUGCCUUGAAAAUGGGCCAGUGCAGCCAGGACAAAGAAAUGGGUGUAAAUAUCUUCCAUUUGUGAGUCACUGCCCUGUAUGAACCAUCACGCUGCAGGUGUUUACAUGAUAGGUUGUAUGAAAGGGGCCACUGUGCUGCCCACAAAAAAAAAUCCAAUCUAAUUUCCUAACUUAUAACUCUAUUUCCUGAGUUAUAACCUGUGCCAGCCAAGUCCUGGCCUCCUCAUGUGACUUACGAGCAGCCCAAAGCAGCAGAGAAAAUGACACCAGGUUUAAGCAGAAUGGCUUUCUGGUCAGAUCCUGCUCCCACUGACACAAGUGUCUCUUUUCAUGUGGACCAAGGUACAUAUCAAGGCUUAGAAGAGACAAUUGCUCAUGACUGGUGAAGAAAUGUAGCUCCUGUAGGCCAAGGCACGUCCUUGGGCUGUUUCUCUUUGUUCAUGAGACGAAGAGGUGCUUUCAGAAAGCAGAACUAGGGUUUGUGCAUGCAGCAUGCACGGCCUUUCUGCACGAGGGGAUUUGGCACCUGAAGCUGAGCUGCCUUUCAGAGCCUCGCCAAGCACCAGGUGCACCAAAGAAGCCAGGGCUGGCUCCUGCUGUGGGAAUGUUGAGCUGUCCUCAGCACUGACAAAAGCCAAGGUCUGACAAGAACAUAGCUCAUCCCAUCCAGCGCUGGUGCUGGAGGCACAGGCAUGCCAGUGGACAGAUUUUGACCAAAAGAAAGAAAGAACGAAAAACAAAAAGCUGGAAGCUCAUGUUGAUUUGGUUUCCUUUCUGAGCACUGCUAACAGUUUGCUCAUCCCUGGGUUUGUGAGCUGCCAGGAUGGCCCUGGGGAGCAGCUGAGUGGAAAGGCACUGAGAAUCCUUUGUUUUUUCCCACCUCUGCCCACCUUAAUGUGACUAAAUGGAGCCACAGCCUCUUCUGCAUGGCACCUCAAAGGUAAUGAGCCACAUCCUCCUCCCAGCUUUCCUCUGGCUUGCUGGAGUUGCAGCAGGACAAAUUAGUCCAAGUAAAUCACAGCACUUCCUGCUGAGGCGUGGUGCUGCUGUUGGGUCCAUCAGUCACUUGCUAUCCUAGGAAACACAAAUCACCAAGGCGAGGGAAAACAUCUUGUGAGCAGCUGUCACACUGGGAAGGGGAAAGGAAACCUGGCAAUUUUGUAACAUAACACGCUUGUUGUGUUUUCUGUGCUAAAAACCUUCUCUUCUUGUUAUUGCUUCGGUUCAUAUCACCAUUUUCUUUGAUCUCCUUUCAGUUUAGGAGCUCCCUACUGUCACAUUCAGCAAGUAUUUCCCUAGAUCUCUCUCUACCAAAGAUUUCUUUUUUUUGGUCAACUUUCUUCUUUGUGUUUUGGGGAUUUCUUAUUUGCGUCAUCAUGAACAAAUACAGUGCAACUGAUAACACUUUGUGC